AUGCGUACCACUUCGUCGAAUCGCUGGCCAGUGUUACUAUUGCUGUGCUAUGUGUACCUUCUGGCGUGUGCCGUCGCUGUCGUCGACGUCAAUGAGACUCCUAGCGAACCGAAGGAGUUCACAAUACCUCCAGGGAGCGAAUAUGACCGGGAAGAAUUACAGAAGCUGACUGAGUUUCGUCAGCGCCAUAGGAAGACCGUCGAUGGGAUGCUUUGCGCGGCAGCUUUUGUACGUAAUGGAAACACCUUCACGGAUUGUACUACCACAGAGGCACCGGAUGGCUCGGUAGGCCGUGAGUGGUGUUACGUUGAAGUACAGCUUAUUGGCGUUGGGUUCCGAGACUGGGACUUUUGUGCUGGUACUGUCGACUACGACGUACUCAGAUCGAAAGCCGCGCUACUAUCACAACUUAAGGCUUCCGAGCUGGCGCAUUCAGUUUUGCAGCUGUCUUCUACUGAGCAACGCCUGGAGAAGACACUAUCUCAUUUCGAUGCGGUUUGUGGUAGGGGCACAGAAUCACAUGAGAACGAGAUGAACGCUUUAGCUCAUACUAUGCGUGGUUUAGAACGUGCGUUGCAACAGGUUGAGGCUAAUUCACGUACCAUCCACACGUUGAGGGAGGAGUAUGAGGCACUGGACGAGCAGCUAGAGAUCACACGCAAGACUGCGCUGAAUGACAAGCGUAAUUGUGCAAUUGUACAGGGGUACACUCCAGCGGUGAUAGGCGACGGUGUUCGCGCCAGUUACUUUGAUAACCCGUACCUCAGGGGCCCACCUGUCGGUUUUUUCGACCACCCAAACCUAUCUCUGACUUUCGAUGAGAUACUACCAGUGAGUGGUGUUGACAUUCGUUCCUUUUCUGUUCGUUUCGAGACCUAUUUGCGUGUCCCCGUCUCGGGUAACUACACCUUUUGGUUGGAAGCAGAUUGUAACUUCCUUAUGUUCGUAGAUGGAGAGCAGGUAAUGGAGCAUGGUCUAGAGGGCCGAGGGAAGUUCGCUUCAGAGUUUAAAGCUGUGGGUGUGGUCGCACUAGAUGGGCGUUCGACGUCGUCUACCUUAAUAGCCUCACGUAAAAUGAUGUUAAUUGGAGGGAAACGCUACCCACUGGUAUUGGAAUACUCACAUCAAAGCGCUUUGAAGUAUAGAGAUGAAAACGUUGUACGUCUAUCGCUCAGUUGGGAAAGUGAAACGCGUAGUCGUGUGGUUAUAGGUUCGGAGUAUUUCUUCCGCAGUAGGGAUUCCGGCGAGUCUCUCGUCAUAAGCGGGUUAGAAGCGCGGUUAUUUGACUUGGCUAUGUUAGAGAACGGUGCUCAGGCGUUUUUGAAUGUCACCAAUUUGUUAGUAGCCGAUGUACCUGAUCGUUUUCGAGGUUCUCGCAUGAUUAGAACGGUUGUAAAACCUGAAUCUGAUCAUAUUAGCUUCUGUAUUUCUCACGACGCAUUUGUGUAUGUGGCAAUAUCUGUGCAUUCGUCAUUCAUACCAAGCUCUGCAGAGGGCGGUUCAGUUUUUGAGCGAAGCAGCGAUGCUAUUUCCGUCUACUCUUCUAGCCAUAAUUGCGAGGAAGCAAGUAGUCAGCAAGAAUUUUCAUUGUACUACCGUCGUUUCAAUGCUGGUCCAGUGAAGAUCCAGAUGCUACCUGAGACAUCUUUCUUCCUGUUCCUGCAACCCACACUGGCCAAUAUUGUAUGUCAGGAUGAUGUGCAGUUUCUUCCGUUUAAGAAUGGUGAUGGCUGUGCUGCAUCAUCAUCACUGUCCUCCGCCUACGACUGUUCCAAGGGUUUCGGUAGUGGUUAUUGGCAAUCUGGCUCAGGCCGUACUAGUGGUCAGUGGUUAACUCGCACAUUUGCGAAUCCAGUUGAAUUGGUACAUUUUCAUUUUUCUCCACUGGAUGGAAGCCCACCAAUGCGGGCACGUAUAGCGUUCCCAGAUGGUCUUGAGGAGGAAUUUGAACUACAGUCGCAAUUACGUUUUGAAUUGGGUUACCAUGGUGUAGUUGACGCUGUACGUAUCGCAAUCGAGCCUACUAGUACGAAUGAUUCAAGUGGUUCUUCAGAACAGAAUGGGUCUGACACCCUAGGUGGUACAUUUGCGUUAUAUGGCCGUGAAUGUGGUUCUCACACGGUAGUGGACGACGUAGUAAGGUUUCCCUUGCGUAUAGAUUUCUGCCAAGCUGGCCAAUCUUGUGGUUCGAACUAUGUGGAUUUGGGUCACAUGAAAGGACCACAUGGUAGGUUAUCAUACGGCUGGGGUUCGUCUAACGUGGUUACUGCCCUUGAGGACCUAUCUUUUUGCGCAGCUCAAACGAGCGGUUCAAUGGAAGCGAAUACACCAAAGUCUCCUGACGAAUCGGAUGAUGUAUCUGAGGGUUUUGUGGAAUCCAGCAGUGGCAGUGCCCUGGGGAUGUUACUUAAGAGCAAGGCUGGUCUUCCUUUGGGUAUGGGUCAAUUGUGGUCUAUAGAUGUCCCUGAGCACGGUGUAUACAAGAUUGAAUUGGUUCUUGCAGCGCUCUGUGGUGGCGUUGAAUCGUCAUCAUUGCAGGUGAAUGGCGUUGAGAUGUUAGAGGGGGAGUUGCUAAAGCUUGGUCAAUCUGUAGAGGUCCAUGUGCGUGUAUCUUUGGAACGUGUCGGAACACUUGAACUGCCUCCAACUCGUGGUACCUGCGACAUGGCAGAUAAUUUGAAGUCGCUUGUCUUCCAUCAUUACGUACCUAAGGACGAGAAUCUCAAACGUUUGGUACGUAGUAAUUUGGAAGACUACCGCCAGAUAGAGGAGGACAUUGACGCUGCAAUAAACAAGAUAAUUGAGGAACACUCUAGCAAGGACGUGCUAUCUCUAGUAUUGCCGAGCAAGCAGAAUUGGGACCUCCGCCGCAACCUCCGUGAUGCACGGCAGUUAUUAUCAACCAGGACUGACAUGGCUAUUAUGAAGCUACUACAGAGCAAAUCUAAAAAGGAGGAGAUUGACUCUGCGAUGCUUGUCCAUUUCAACCAAAACAAUAUGGAACAAGAGCUGGAUCAGGAAGAAUAUUGA
Babesia sp. Xinjiang is the source of this 3030-nucleotide messenger RNA. RefSeq lists its product as uncharacterized. The transcript has 8 exons. The coding region runs from base 1 to 3030 and encodes 1009 amino acids. Lineage: Eukaryota; Apicomplexa; Aconoidasida; Piroplasmida; Babesiidae. The record is from RefSeq and is a predicted model, not a curated record.